UCGCCGUCUUGAACUUGAGUAAUAAACUCGGCUGUGCCGCGGCGACAGAGCGCAAACACCACGCAGGUGUCUCAAAACACUGAGAAACACGCGGGGAUCGCCGUCUCUGCUCCCGGAUUAUAUAUUUAUAGAUAUAUUUUAAAUCUUGAUAAGGAUGUCGAGGCGAAAACUGGGUAGCAGACCCCAGCACGUCAGUACAUUUCCGUGUGAGACUGAGCUGAUGGAAGUGACCCUGCCCUCUCUUGAGAAGGUGGGCGUCCUGUUGGGGGAGGACCCCAGCGACCGUGACCUCCUGACCUGCGGACAGUGUCGCCACAGCUUCCCCCUGGCGCACAUCCUGGUCUUUAUCGAGCACAAGAAAGGGCAGUGCCAGGGUGGGGCCUGCCUCAAAGAGACGGAGCUUUUGGGACACAGCCCUCCCUCCCCGCCCAACAGGACAUUGAGUCGGUCUGCCAUGGAGCCAGUGGUCCAGGUGGCUUCAAGAAUGUGCGAGUGGAGCAGGCCCAGGGAGAAUGGAAUAUCGGUGAAGCAGGAGAACUCUGUGGAAGAUGAAGGAGAGCCAUCAUGCUAUAUCUGCCAGUCGUGCAAGGAACUGUUCCCCAGCGCGUGGUUCCUGCUGCAGCACGCUCAGAGCACGCACGGCCUCAGCAUCUACCUGGAGGCCGACCCCCUGAAAGGCUCUCCUCCCAGGGACAGGGAGUCGGGGUCCCUGAACUCCCUGAGAGAGAAGAUACAUCAGCGGCGCCUAGUCAGCCUCCAAAAAACAGACUACUUCUCUCCCUCCUUCACGCCCCCUCCUCGACGGAGCCUGCCCCACCAAAUCAACUACCUGUACCCCGAGAUGCACCCCGAAAUGCAGCCCUACCCCCAGUCUGGAAACGGCUUGUCGGAUCGAUUCGACAGCCCCGGGCAGGACCAGGCCCUCAACUUCUCAGCCCGGCUUCGAGAGCUGGCUGGGAACAUCGUGUCUGCAGAGCCCCCUUCCCCGGUGCGGGGCGGCUCUCCCUUCCUCCAGACCGCCCAGCCCCCCCGCGAGGGCACCCCGCCAGCCGGGGGGAGAGCCAAGUCCUGCGAGUUCUGCGGCAAGACCUUCAAGUCUUUGAGCAACCUGGUGGUACACCGCCGAAGCCACACUGGGGAGAAACCGUACCGCUGCCCCUUCUGUGAUCACGCCUGCACCCAGUCUAGCAAGCUGAAGCGCCACAUGAAGACACACCGACUUGAGAUCGAGCCCCAGGCCUGGGAGAGCUGCCUGGGGGCCGCCUCAGCGCUCAAGGCGAGGGCCAAAGAGUACGAGGGAUACCAGGGAGCUGACGAAACCAAGCCUGACACGGCAAAGAAAUCGCAUGAAAGCGAGGGCCAGGAGUUUGUUCUCCAGGCGGAGGUUUCCGAGAAGCUGCCGGAGAAGAAGAACCAUUGGCCAGGGAGCAGCCUGUAUGCGUGCGUCCCUUCACGGAUGAGAAAGCUCAAGGGCCUGUAUCCGAGCCUGGAGGAGCAGGAGGCUGAGGACCUCGCUGCGAGACAGCUCCCCUCAGACACAGAUCUCCAGGAGCUGGCCAACAAGAGCCUGCUGUCCUCCCUGGCACUGUCCCAGGCUUCUCCGGGCAAGCAGGGCCUGCUGAGCUUCCUCAACCGGAGGAUCAAACUGGAGCAGAGGGAGGAAACCAGCGGGAUCCCACCGCUGCCACCAGUGUACCAGAAUAGUUUGUAUUCCCAGUGGCUGUCCGGGUACAACGGGUCCAUAAACAGCAUAUCGGACCCCAAGGAUCCCACUCCCAGCCCCACUCUGGAUUCCAGGAGGGCCUCCCCGUUCGGGAAUGCUUCCGAACGCUCCCUGGAGAACUCUCCGGAAAACAACGGCGACUCGCGCGUCCUGACGGAAGACAGCUCGGAGGAGGCCCUGUCUUCGGAGAGCGGGAUCGCCAGCGGGAACUGCACCCCAAAGCAGACGGGCGGAGGUGGCGGGGGGAAGCGUGCGGAUACCUGCGAGUUCUGCGGGAAACGCUUCAAAAACAGCAGCAACCUGACGGUGCACAGGAGGAGCCACACCGGGGAGCGGCCCUACCACUGCACUCUGUGCUCCUACGCCUGCGCCCAGAGCAGCAAGCUGACACGCCACAUGAAGACCCACGCGCCCCACGGGGGCAAGGCUGCCUUCACGUGCCAGGUGUGCCACGUGCCCUUCUCUGUCUACUCCACGCUGGAGAAGCACAUGAAGAAACGCCAUGCCAACGAGGAUGCGGCGACGGAUAGCAGUGGCACUGCCCCCUGCGAGAUUCGACAGGAGCAGCAGCACAGCCAGUGCUAGGAAACCCAGCCCUGCACGCUAGCGCACAAGAGGGAUGGGUUUGUUACAGGCCAAGCUGUGACACAGAGAGAAGGGCUCUGAUUUGAGGGUUACAUAAUGCCUGAUUUCUGCUCCCCUGAAUGUCGUUUCAUUAGUUAGCAACCUGAUCUUUUUGUUGUGUAGCCAGAUGAAUGGUCAGUGUUUUUUUGUGUAUUUAAUGGAAGUUAAAGUAGAGAGAUUACAAAGUAUUUCCAUUCAAGUUUACCCGAUGAAAAUGGGCUUUGAAAAGCCAGGGACUGGUUACUGAGGACUUGCUUCUGGGAGUUUUAAAAGAGAAAGACUUCCAGUGGAAACGUUUCUCACUGAAUUUACAUUGAAGACACUGAGAAGGAUUUCCAGUGGAAACGUUUCUCAUUGACUUGACUAAGUUUUAUUUAGCAUUUCUAAAUUCAAGCACGAGUGAGUGUUUUAAUAGUUACUGAUGCAUUUCAAAAGAACUCAAACUCCCAGAAGCCUCUAGCUCUCCUAACCCAAUCACUGUUUUUUUCUUUGACCCUCGUAUUCUCAAGGUCUCUGUUCCUUUAUGCAACCUCUUGAAAUGAAAUUCAAGUCAAGAAGUUAUUGGUAAAUGUGAACUUAAUAAUCAAAUACACUUUAUCAUAAGGUGUGUUUCUUUCAGACGUAAGACCUACGAAAUACAGAAAUGAAUAUUAGCUGAGAUUGAAUUUAAAUUGUUCCAACCAGAUUCCUGUGUGUAACUUCAACACAUUUUAUAAAAUUCUUAAUUUAACCUGAUUUUUUUAACAGUAAAACCCCAAAAUAUUUAUUAUCCAGAUGGUUUUUGCAGACUGUAUAUGCCCAGGGAUUCAUUGUAGACAUCGCUAUGCUAUAGAUACACAUGGUGUUCAAUACAGAUUUGAAUGUAUAGGCACUGUACCUUUCCAUUGUCAAAGCUGGAAAAAUGGGGGUGGAGCUAGUGACAAGACCUGCCCCUUGCAGUUAUUUGACUUGAAUUGAUAGAUGUUCUUUUGCAUAUGUAUUUUCCUAGUCUAGUUUAGUAAUAACUUUUAAAAUAUAUAAACAUGUUUGUUACUAAUAUUUUUGCUGCUCUUCAGUCUAUGCAUUUGUAAAUGUCCUUCGUAAUGUUUAAAAAAGAAAGUUGACCUAAAAGGGUGUCUGUAAAUAGAAUUUGUAGAAGCUUCAUUACUUAUAAUAAUAAUAUUAAUACGUGGAGUGUUUUGGGUUUUUUUUUGGAGAUGUGGGUAUAUUUUAUACGUGCUUAUUUAUAACAUAAGAAAAAAUUAGAUUUAAAAAAUCUUUUUUUUUUACUUGAAAAAUGUGGGUGUUUUCUAUGUACAGUAUAUUGUUUAAGGGAUUUUUAAUAAUUCUUAUUUGACAUGUUGCAUAUAUUGAAUAUACUGUUGUUGUAGGGUACUUAAUAAAGAUGUUUUUAAUUUAUUUCA
Messenger RNA from Acipenser ruthenus (sterlet), 3750 nucleotides. Its product is annotated as B-cell lymphoma/leukemia 11A-like. Bases 155 to 2308 code for a protein of 717 amino acids. Gene Ontology annotation, cellular component: nucleus. Lineage: Eukaryota; Metazoa; Chordata; Actinopteri; Acipenseriformes; Acipenseridae. The transcript has 3 exons. Gene Ontology annotation, molecular function: RNA polymerase II cis-regulatory region sequence-specific DNA binding; DNA-binding transcription factor activity. Gene Ontology annotation, biological process: positive regulation of transcription by RNA polymerase II. The record is from RefSeq and is a predicted model, not a curated record.